AAAUUCAUUGAUUGAAUUUUUUUCUAUACAGUUAACUAUAAACAUAUUAGAUGUCUUUUAAUACCAAAGACGUGAUCCUCAAAGAGGACAGACCAAAAACCCUGCUUUUACAAAAGCAUUCAGACUAUCUAGCGGGAUAUGGACUAAACAAAGAUGACUUCGAGUUCUGUAUGACGGAGUACUUACGGAUGUCAGGAAUUUACUGGAGUCUAACAGCUAUGGAACUUAUGGGACAAUCCUCCAGAAUGCCAAAAGAUGAUAUAAUAGAAUUCAUUACAUCCUGUCAAGACAAGGAAAGUGGGGGUAUAUCAGCUAGUAUAGGACAUGAUCCACACAUGCUGUACACUUUGAGUGCUGUGCAGGUGUUGGCAAUGUAUGACAGAAUGGAUGCAGUGGAUGUGGACGGGAUUGUUAGAUUUGUGACAUCCCUACAACAAGAGGAUGGCAGCUUUUUCGGUGAUAAAUGGGGAGAGGUGGACACUCGUUUCUCCUUCUGUGCUGUGAUGUGUCUCUCUUUACUGCAAAGACUGGAAGCCAUUAAUGUAAAUAAAGCUGUUGAUUUUGUACUCAGUUGUAUGAAUUUUGAUGGUGGCUUUGGAUCUAGACCAGGAUCAGAAAGUCAUGCAGGACUGAUAUACUGCUGCGUGGGGACAUUAUCAAUUUGCAAGAGAAUGGAUAUGCUUCAUGCUGAUGAACUGGCGUGGUGGCUGUGCGAACGACAACUGCCCAGUGGUGGACUCAAUGGCAGACCCGAGAAACUGCCAGAUCUUUGUUACUCAUGGUGGGUUAUGUCUUCUCUCUCAAUGCUCAAUAGGAUACAUUGGGUAGACAAAAAGAGCUUAGAAGAGUUCAUCCUAGCGUGCCAAGAUGCUGAGACAGGCGGCUUCAGCGACCGACCUGGCGACAUCCCAGAUCCAUUCCACACACUUUUCGGUUUAGCAGGACUUUCUCUACUAGGGAAUAGUAGAAUCAAACUAGUGAAUCCAACGUAUUGUAUGCCUCAAGAGACUAUCGACAGACUCAAAUUAGAACCGCAAAUAUUGCAUGUAUGAACAGUAUUUAUUUAUUAAAUUAGUUUCAAAUAUACACCUGCAAAUACAGGAAAUUAUCACGAUUAUUUUCUUUAUACAAUGUAUGUUGUCUAUAAUUUUGUUCAAGAUAAAAUUCAAUAAAAUGA
This is a messenger RNA of Achroia grisella, 1177 nucleotides long. It is a transcript of the gene betaggt-II, whose product is annotated as geranylgeranyl transferase type-2 subunit beta. NCBI's taxonomy places the organism in Eukaryota, Metazoa, Arthropoda, Insecta, Lepidoptera, Pyralidae. Gene Ontology annotation, biological process: protein geranylgeranylation. Gene Ontology annotation, molecular function: Rab geranylgeranyltransferase activity. Gene Ontology annotation, cellular component: Rab-protein geranylgeranyltransferase complex. The coding region runs from base 51 to 1052 and encodes 333 amino acids. The transcript is spliced from 6 exons. The record is from RefSeq and is a predicted model, not a curated record.